This is a messenger RNA of Cavia porcellus (domestic guinea pig), 3179 nucleotides long. RefSeq names its product SH3 and cysteine rich domain (gene Stac). NCBI's taxonomy places the organism in Eukaryota, Metazoa, Chordata, Mammalia, Rodentia, Caviidae. Bases 309 to 1517 code for a protein of 402 amino acids. The transcript is spliced from 11 exons. Gene Ontology annotation, cellular component: extrinsic component of cytoplasmic side of plasma membrane. The record is from RefSeq and is a predicted model, not a curated record. Gene Ontology annotation, molecular function: transmembrane transporter binding. Gene Ontology annotation, biological process: skeletal muscle contraction; positive regulation of protein localization to plasma membrane; positive regulation of voltage-gated calcium channel activity.
AGCCGCUCAGCCCGAGCCGCUCGCUGGGGCCGGGUGGGUGGCAGUCACGACUGUGCGGUCGCAGGCGAGGUGGCCGCGGGCGCGGAGGGGCGGCGAGCGCGCUCCCCGCGCCUGCGGACGUGCGGGGAGGUGGGCAGGACACCGGCCCGGGCCCGGGCAGGGGCGAGGCCGGGGAGGGCAGGCGAACCGGCGCCCCGGCGUGGAUGGGAGUUCCCGGGACCCGGAGCUGAACCGUAGGCAGGACGCGCCGGAGGCAGGCGAGCCUCACGGUCCCUCCCGCAGCCCAGCAGCGUUCCCGCGCGGCCGCGAUGAUCCCCCCGAGCGGCGCCCGAGAGGAUGGCGUGGACGGGCUGCCCAAGGAGGCGGCGAGCGCCGAGCAGCCGUCCUCUCCUGCAUCCACCAGCAGCCAGGAAUCCAAGCUCCAGAAACUAAAACGAUCACUUUCUUUCAAGACCAAGAGUUUACGGAGCAAAAGUGCUGACAACUUCUUCCAGCGAACCAACAGUGAUGUGAAGCUACCAGCGGACAUGCUGGCACAAGUCAGCCCCAGCUCCAGCCCACUGCCUUCACCUGGAAGCCCGACAUCCACACCCACCAGAGCUGGCCUGCAACCCAACAGUGGCAAGGCGCAUGCCUUUCAGGAGCACAUCUUCAAGAAGCCCACUUUCUGUGAUGUCUGCAACCACAUGAUAGUGGGAACAAAUGCUAAGCACGGACUGCGCUGCAAAGCCUGUAAGAUGAGCAUCCACCACAAGUGCACAGAUGGCCUAGCACUCCAGCGAUGUAUGGGCAAGCUGCCAAAGGGGUUUCGGCGUUACUACAGCUCCCCCUUGCUCAUCCAUGAACAAUUUGGAUGCAUUAAAGAAGUUAUGCCUAUUGCCUGUGGCAAUAAAGUGGACCCCGUCUAUGAGGCCCUCCGUUUCGGCACCUCCCUGGCCCAGAGAACAAAGAAGGGAAGCUCUGGCAGUGGCUGUGAAUCGCCUCACAGAACCUCGACUUCAGAUCUCGUGGAAGUUCCCGAAGAAGUCGAUGGGCUAGGAGAAGGGUAUGACCUAAGGAAACGCAGCAACAGUGUGUUUACAUAUCCCGAAAAUGGCACCCACGAUUUCAGCGACCAAUCAAAGAACAUAAACCACCAGGGACCUCCUUCCAAAGACCCAUUACAGAUAAACACCUAUGUUGCCUUGUACAAAUUUGUGCCACAGGAGAAUGAAGACUUGGAAAUGAGUCCAGGAGACAUAAUUACUCUUCUAGAGGAUUCCAAUGAAGACUGGUGGAAAGGAAAAAUUCAAGACAGAAUUGGCUUCUUUCCAGCCAACUUUGUUCAGAGAGUACAACAAAAUGAGAAGAUUUUUCGAUGUGUUAGAACCUUCACUGGGUGUAAGGAGCAGGGGCAGAUAACACUGAAAGAGAAUCAGAUCUGUGUAACUUCUGAAGAAGAACAAAACGGUUUUAUCCAAGUCCUAAGUGGGAAGAAGAGAGGCCUUGUUCCCGUUGAUGUCCUGGAAAAUGUCUGAUCCCUCCUCCUUGUGCAGUAGGCAAACUCUGCUGUGAUGCUGUCUGCUCAUCUCGCUGUGUCCCCCCAGACAAGCUGCUGUACUGACCGGGACCCCCAGGAGACAGAGAGAUGGACUCGAAGACUUGCGAUUGUGAAGUAGCAGCCACAAAUCAGAGGGCCCAUCCUACAACAUAUUCAGGCUGCCCAAAGUGGGGAGCAAGCUGAGAGGCAGCUAGCUGCCCGAGCUAGGGGAAAAUCCAGUGGUAGCAGCAGGUCUGGCAGCCACAGCUGCCUCCAGGAUUAAACUUUGCCCCUGUUUGUGUGCUGUCAGACCACUGGCAUCUGCUCCAAUGUGUGAUGUGGCCCCAGUGGUGGGUUCAGAUCUGUCUAGCCAAGGGUCAUUCUGGUUCUAGACAUUUGUCCCUAGUAUUAGCCAAUCAUCACAACACAGAAUCCAAGCAUUCUCUCUGCAGUGAAUCAGAAGGCCUCCUUGCCAGCUCUGCUGUCCAGGGCUCAUUUCCAGGCCCUACUUACUUUGUGCUUUAUUGAUUGUUCUUCAUUUCUUUUGAGUCCUGCAAGUAAGUCCCAGUAACAUGUACUAAAUGCAAAGGCUCAAUUGACUUGGCACCAACUGCCAAUGUCUGACCUGCCCCAAAACUGCAAACAGUUCAUGCCUGGUUGGUUAACAAUAGAGGUAACGUAGCAGGAUCUGGGCAUAAGUAUAAGCAGGGAGGGGAAGUAGGGUAAGAAGGUAUAAAGAACCCUUAUUUAUGGAUAUAAAAACUUCUCCUGAAGGAGAUGGAGCUGGCAAAGGGAGUGUGGCAAAGUCUCCAUUCUCGUAUCUUCCCAAUUGGGAAUGGCAUUCUCCCUCAUGCCAUCCUGUAGGACUGUAUUUUGGAGGGUUAGCCCAUGCUUUAGGGAACCAGAAACAUGGAGGGUAACCAACAGCAGCAUCCUAGAAGAAAUGUAGCCACAUUGGAACCCAUUCUUCUUUAGGGCAGUAUAUUAUACUCUGGCAGUAUAUUAUACUCUGGUAAAAAGGAACAGAAUCCUUAAUGUUUCAUCUUUUUAAAGUAGGAAACAUGGGGUCUACUUAGCAUCAUCUAGAGAAAUCUCUAUUACCCUGUACCUGUACUGAUGUUUACAAGAAUACAAUAUACUGUGAUGCCUUCCUCCUCAAGCCUGUUUCUUGCAUUCAAACUUGCAUCCUAGUAGUCAUGACUAUGUUUAAACUUCAAUUCUCAGAGAUCUUGAAAUCAUUGUCAGUUUGAUUUAUUUUGUUACAAAGCAAUAAAAUCAUUAGAACAAUCAUUUUUAAAAGACUUAAGUGGAUGCAUCCUGUGCAUGUAAACAUUAUUUCCCAACCAAAGCAUCAUUAGUCUUCAUUUAUUUCUUUUGUCACUACUCAGCAUGCAGUUAGGGGCUAAGAUGUAGUAGCUGCUGGCUUCACAGCGGUUCAGAUGCCUUACUAUCAUUGUAAAACCGACAUCCAGAAUUUCCUCCCUAUCGGGUGCAACACACACAAGCAGACGUACAAAGUCAAGAUGGAUUGUUUGACAGCCCAUGUAGAUAACAUGACUGCCUUUUUAUAAAAUUGUAUGCUAAAUACCAACAUUCUUUGCCUCUAAUUCAAUUUUUCAUUUAAUAAAGACAACACAGUGGCUAGAAGGAGCAGAGAUAA